Molecule: messenger RNA, 1878 nt
Organism: Cuscuta epithymum
Lineage: Eukaryota; Viridiplantae; Streptophyta; Magnoliopsida; Solanales; Convolvulaceae
Source: the annotation of a GenBank genome assembly
GAAAAUUCCAAAGAAGCCACAGUGCCACACAUAAGCAUAAAGCUAGAAACGUGCGUCCAGAGACGGAGAGAGAGAGAAAGCAGGGAGGGGAAAGAGACUCGGGGUUUUUGGUUAAGCCUUUGGGUUUUCUGUUAUUGUUUGUUCAUGGCCAUCUUUAUGCCUAUCUUGGCAAAUCCCUGAUUUUUACCCUGAAUGGGUGAGGAUCAAGAUUUGAAGUUCGUGUGCAAGUUGUGUUACAGGAGGUAUCCAUGUGGAAAGUCUCUGGGGGGUCACAUGAGGUCUCAUGUGGUUGCAACUUCAUCUGAAAUAGAUGAGCAGAUGAAAAAGAUGGAAUCUUUGAAGAUGGGAGAUCAAGAAACAAGAUUUGAGUUUGGUGGGAGUUCUAGUUAUGGCCUGAGGGAGAACCCUAGGAAGACUUGGAGGGCAGUGGGCUCAUCCAACCUCCCUAUGCCUCAGGAGAAGGUCUGCAAGCAAUGUGGGAAAGUUUUCCUGUCAGUCAAAGCUCUGUGUGGUCACAUGGCUUGUCACUCUGAUAAAGAUAAGGGGGGUGGGAGUUUUAACUUGAAGGAUGAACAUUCCUGGACUAUUGAUAGCAAUAGUUCUGAUACAGAAGGAGAGGACCAUUUCCCAGUGAUGAACAACACAUCAGCAUCAACCAGGCCCAGGAGGUACAAGAAAAUCACCCACAAUAAUUCUUCAUUUACUUCCCCUGAUGUUAAAUCUGGUUCUGAAUCUGCCUCCGAAGUCUUUGAGCAAGAUCAGGAAGAAGUAGCCAAAUGUCUGAUGAUGUUGUCUAGGGAUUCUGGGAAUUGGAAUACUGGUAAUUCACUCAUGGACUCUUCUGAUAACAAUUCUGUUGUUUUAGAGAUGAAAUCAUCUUCUAUUGACAUUAAAACUCCUAAGAAGAAUAUAGACGAGUCUCCCAAAAACUGCAGAAAGAUUGCAGAAUCUCAGAGUUCUGACUCAAUGUACUUUCUGGGUGAAAAUAAUGAGGACGGAUCUGACGUUUCUUCUGAUAUGUUACUCCUAAAAAGUGAUUACAAAUCUUGCAAGUCUAAGAAUAGUGUUGAAAUGGAUAGAAGAAUCAAAGGCUAUUAUGAAAAGAAUGACUAUUAUGAGUUUAGAGUGGAAUCAAGUUCUGGGAAGCAAGAAUUCAAAAGAACACAAGAUGGUUCUUAUGACCCUGUGCAAAACAAAUCCUGUUCUGGUAAGAAGAUAAAGAUUAGUUUUUCAGAUGCUAAUAAGAAGAAAAAGAAGAAGUAUGAGUGCUUAAACUGUAAGAAGGUAUUUAGCUCUUAUCAGGCACUUGGUGGACACAGGCCAUGCCAUAAUAAAAGACCAACGGGGUCGAGAUAUGAAACCGGUGAGAACAGCCUAGAUUCACCUUCCUACAUGGAAACUAAGGUUAAGACCAGCAACAAAACAAAGGGUCACAAAUGCCCAUUUUGCCCCAGGGUUUUCAAAUCUGGUCAAGCUUUAGGUGGCCAUAAACGGUCACAUUUUAUCGGUGGGGCCGAGGGAAAUGGUCAUCGGACUCAAGUUACUAAAGAAGCAGCAAAGCCCGAGCUGCUUGAUCUUAAUGUUGCUCCUAUUGAGGAUGAGGAUGAGCAGUUCAUGUGGUAAAUAUCCCAGCUUUUUUUGCUUAUUGAGUUGAUUCAUUUCUCUGGAUCCAGUUGAUCCUCAUAUAAGUUAAUCUUCUGUUACAGAUUAUUAAAAAAGACUUUUUGCUUUGUUGCUUUUGUUCAAGUUCAAAUAUGGUCAAAUCAAAGUAUAUUACAUGUGAACAUGAUUGUGAUGAGAUUUAGCCUUUGACUGAAAGCUGUGGAAAGGUUCAUGCACUUUGAAUAUUACAAAAUAACUACUGUGGAUUAGUUUGCA